CGAUUGUGCAAAGGGCUGCAUUUCACCUAAUGCUGGCCACACAUGGACCUUCUCUGGUCACUCCAGUGUCAGGGCUGAUGACACAGUUACAGUGGGUAAUAGGAGGGGCUCUGGCUUGAAUGCAGUCAUUCAGUUAGUGGAUGGGCUUUGCUGCGCUUGCUUGGAAUUGUUCCCUGCUUUUUCCUUUCAUGAGCUGCUGAAGGAGUCUUUUUUUUUCCUUCAUCUUUCCUCCACUCCCUCUAUUUCUUCAAAUCCUCCCCCUUUCGUGUAGAUGAUGCCUCCUCCUUGUGCUGCAUGCAGACCCUAGUCCAGCAGCAGCACCUCUGCAGAGACAGGAGGGAGGGGAUCCAGGGCGUCUAUCACCACAAUGUAUCUUAUUUAUUAAAGGAGUUCUUACCUUAGAACCCUGAAAUCUAGCACAAGUGCUUCCAAUUUGGGGAUUGGAGAAGAAGGAAAAGAAAAAUCUCAUUUGAUUGCUUCAAAUGGCAUUGCAACGAUCCGGAUAUUGGACUCCUCAAUUCGAAUAGGAAUUCUAACGGUUUGGGCUUCUUGCCAUUAAAGUCAAGGGAAAGGAUUGGCUCUUUUGGAAAAUGGAGAAGGAGAUAUUUGCCCCCCUAUUGGAAAAUUUCAUGUCUAGCCCCUUGGUGAUCUGGAUCAAGACUUUUGGAGCCUUGGUCAGAGGGAAUGGCACCCUGCUAGACGAGUAUGUGGCUUUAGUGGAUGGUGUGUUCCUCAAUGAGGUCAUGUUUCAGAUAAAUCCUAAAGCAGACAAUCAAAGAAUAUAUAAAAAUAUCAACAAUGAUGCUUCCCUUAGGAUACAAAAUCUGUCUGUCUUGGUGAAACAGAUUAAAUCGUACUAUCAGGAAUCUUUGCAACAGUUGAUCAUGAUGACUUUGCCAAACAUUCUAAUCAUUGGCAAGAAUCCGUUUUCUGAGCAAGGUACUGAAGAAAUGAAAAAACUUCUCCUUCUAUUGCUGGGUUGUGCAGUCCAGUGUGAAAGAAAAGAAGAGUUCAUUGAAAAAAUACAGGAUUUGGAUUUUGAUACGAAAGCAGCUGUGGCAUCCCAUAUCCAAGAGGUAACACACAAUCAGGAAAAUGUAUUUGAUCUGCAAUUAACGGACACGGCUGAUUUGUCCCAAGAGGAUCUGCUGUCCCUCCUGAAAAGCACCAGUUUCCAUUUAAAAAGACUUGUCAAUGAACGAGAUGACCAGUCAGAGACUAUUAUCGAGCUGACGGAGGAGAGGGACUCUCUUCACUUCGCACCUCUGCCUACAUGCGCGCAAUCUCCCUCCGGGUCCCCGGGUAUGAGGCGUACGGAGAGCAGACAGCACCUGUCCGUGGAGCUGGCAGAUGCCAAAGCUAAAAUAAGACGGCUGAGGCAGGAGCUAGAAGAAAAAACUGAACAUUUCUUGGACAGUAAACAGGAAGCUGGACAGCUGGAAGCCGAGUUAAAGCGACUACAACAGGAAAAUAUGAAUUUGCUCGCAGAUGCUAGGUCUGCUAGGGUAUACCGAGAUGAACUAGAUGCACUCAGGGAAAAGGCGAUCCGAGUUGACAAGCUCGAAAGCGAAGUGAGCCGGUACAAAGAGCGAAUGCAUGACAUUGAAUUCUACAAGGCCAGGGUGGAGGAAUUAAAAGAAGACAAUCAAGUGCUUUUAGAAACCAAAACAAUGUUAGAAGACCAGCUGGAAGGGGCCAGAGCUCGCUCUGAUAAACUACAUGAGCUGGAGAAAGAAAACUUACAACUUAAAGCCAAAUUCCAUGACAUGGAGACGGAGCGAGACAUGGACAGAAAAAAGAUUGAAGAACUCAUGGAGGAAAACAUGACUUUAGAAAUGGCUCAGAAGCAAAGUAUGGAUGAGUCUUUACAUCUUGGCUGGGAGCUGGAGCAGUUGUCUAAAACAAGUGAUCUCCCAGAAACUCCCCAGAAAUCUCUGGGCCAUGAAGUGAACGAACUGACGUCAAGCAGGCUGCUGAAGCUGGAGAUGGAAAACCAGACUUUGCUGAGUACGGUAGAAGAGCUACGAAAUUCAGUGGGUGCUACAGAGGGCACCAAUACAAAGAUCCUGAAACUGGAGAAAGAAAACCAAAGACUGAGCAAAAAGCUUGAGAAAAUUGAUGCUGAAUUAAGUCAAGAGAGGCAGAGCAUUCAGAGCAGUCAAAAUCUCAGCAAUGACCUCAUGAAGGAGAAAUCUCAGCUGGAAAAAACUAUCGAGACCUUGCGCGAGAACUCUGAGAGACAGAUUAAAGGGCUGGAGCAGGAGAACGAGCAUUUGAAUCAGACCAUCUCCUCCUUGAGACAGCGUUCACAAAUCGGGGCAGAGGCUCGAGUCAAAGACAUCGAAAAGGAAAAUAAAAUCCUGCAUGAGUCCAUUAAAGAGACGAGCAGUAAAUUGAAUAAGAUUGAGUUUGAAAAGAAGCAAAUUAAGAAGGAACUGGAACUCUUCAAAGAGAAAAGUGAAAGAACUGAAGAACUGGAAAAGGAGUUGCAGCGAGUGGAGAAAGACAAUGAGCACCUGCAGAAAAAAAUUACCAGUUUAAAUAUCAUUUGUGAGAAAACGGAGUCUUUGGAGCAAGAAAAUGCCGGGUUGGAAGUUGAAAAUCGUAAACUGAAAAAGGCUUUGGAUAGCUUAAAGAAUCUGAAAUAUCAGAUGGAAUCCCUAGAGAAGGAGAACAGUCAACUCGAAGACGAGAAUCUAGAUUUAAGGAGGGCUAUCGAAUCUCUAAAAAGCACAAAUAUCAAAGUCGCUCAACUAGAAUUAGAAAACAAAGAGCUAGAAAGCGAAAAGGAGCAGUUAAGAAAAACUAUGGACCUGAUGAGGGCCUCUUGCAAGAAAACUGAGCGUCUGGAGGUUAGUUAUCAAGGACUGGACACGGAGAACCAAAGGCUACAGAAGGCUUUGGAAAACAGCAAUAAAAAAAUCCAGCAGCUCGAAAAUGAGUUGCAAGAGCUAGAAACAGAAAACCAGAGCUUGCAGAGAAACCUGGAACAGCUAAAGAUCUCCAGUAAGCGUCUGGAGCAGCUGGAAAAGGAGACAAAGCUCCUGGAGCAGGAGACUUCCCAGUUAGAAAGGGAUAAGAAACAGCUCGAGAAGGAGAACAAGAGGUUGCGGCAGCAAGUGGAGAUUAAAGACAUAACGCUGGAAGACAACAAUGCCAGAAUCUCUAAUCUGGAGAGAGAGAAUAAAUUGCUUUCUAAGGAAGCGGUCACGUUUAAAGAGUCUUGUACCAGACUCAAAGAGCUGGAGAAAGAAAAUAAGGAGCUGGUGAAAAGGGCAACAAUCGAUAAGAAAACCCUCGUCACGUUACGAGAGGAUUUGGUAAACGAGAAGCUAAAAACCCAACAGACUAAUAAUGAUCUUGAAAAACUGUCUCAUGAACUGGAGAAAAUCGGGCUGAACAAAGAACGCCUUUUACACGAUGAACAGACUACUGAUGACAGCAGAUACAAGCUUUUGGAGUCCAGAUUGGAAUCUACUCUCAAGAAGUCUCUGGAAAUCAAAGAAGAAAAAAUUGCUUCACUUGAAGCUCGAUUAGAAGAGUCAACAAAUUUCAAUCAACAACUUCGCCAAGAGUUAAAAACCGUGAAAAAAAACUAUGAAGCGCUUAAGCAAAGACAGGAAGAGGAAUGGUUGGUUCAAACUUCGCCUCCGCGGCCGGGUGAGGACAAUAUGCCUGUGAGCAAAUGGGAGAGGGAGAGCCAGGAGACCACCAGGGAACUGCUGAAAAUCAAGGAUCGCUUAAUAGAAAUCGAGAGAAAUAAUGCUACCUUGCAGGCGGAGAAGCAGGCACUAAAAACUCAACUAAAGCAACUGGAAUCCCAAAAUGACAAUUUGCAAGCACAAAUCCUGACCCUUCAAAAGCAAACUAUUUCCUUACAGGAGCAAAAUACAACUUUGCAGACCCAAAAUGCCAAACUCCAGGUUGAAAAUUCUACGCUGAAUUCACAAAGCACGUCGCUCAUGAACCAGAAUUCCCAGCUCCUUAUCCAGCAGUCUAGCUUAGAAAAUGAAAACGAAUCCCUCAUAAAAGAGAGAGAGGAGCUGAAAUCCAUGUAUGAUUCGCUAGUUAAGGACCACGAGAAACUGGCGCAAGUCCACGAGAGCCAAGCGGCGGAGUACGAGUCUCUGAUCUCUAAGCACGGCAGUCUCAAGUCUGCACACAAAAAUCUGGAGGUGGAACACAAAGAUCUGGAGGACAGAUAUAACCAGCUACUGAAACAAAAGGUACAACUGGAAGAGCUGGAAAAGGCACUUAAACUGGAGCAGGGGAAAAUGCUACAGGAAAAUAAAGAGCAUGAAAGGUUGUCGUCGGAUUAUCAGAGGCUAACUGAGGAGCAUGAGAGGCUUAAUCAUACAUACCGACAGCUGUUGCGGGAGAAUGAAAGUCUGCAAAGUGAUCAUAAAAAUGUGAAAAGCCUGGUAAACAGUGGAAAACUGGAGCAGACCCGACUAGAAGCAGAAUUCUCCAAGCUGAAGGAACAAUAUCAACAACUGGAUAUCGCAUCCACUAAACUAAAUAACCAGUGUGAGCUUUUAAGCCAGUUGAAGGGAAACCUGGAGGAAGAAAACCGGCAUCUAUUGGAUCAGAUACAGACGCUGAUGUUGCAAAACAGAACGUUACUGGAGCAAAAUAUGGAGAGCAAGGAUCUUUUCCAAGUUGAGCAAAGGCAGUACAUUGAUAAGCUGAAUGAGCUAAGGAGACAGAAGGAAAAAUUGGAAGAGAAGAUCAUGGAUCAGUACAAGUUCUAUGAACCAUCUCCCCCAAGAAGAAGAGGAAACUGGAUAACUUUGAAAAUGAGAAAGCUUAUCAAGUCUAAGAAGGAUGGUAACAGAGAACGUCAGAGAUCACUCACACACGCGCCUUCCCGUUCGGAGUCCAGUGAGGGUUUCCUGCAGCUUCCUCUACAGGACAGCCAGGAUAGCUCCUCCAUAGGCUCCAAUUCUCUCGAAGAUGGACAUUCUCUGGGUGCCAAGAAAAGCAGCAUGGUUGCACUGAAAAGACUGCCCUUUAUGAGGAACAGACCGAAGGAUAAAGACAAAAUGAAGGCUCUCUUCCGCCGCUCCGUGUCCAUGAAUGACCUGGUGCAGUCCAUGGUCCUGGCAGGUGGACAAUGGACAGGUAGUGCUGAGAAUCUGGAGGGUCCCGAUGAAAUUUCUACUGGGAAAAGGAGGAAAGAUUUGGGAUCUAUGGCCUUCUCCACAACAUCAAUCAACUUUUCAACUUUCAACCCGUCCAUGGGCUUCAGACCCAAACUGAUACCUAAAAGUAAAGAUGGUGCAUCCUACGAAGAUGUGAGUGGCGUCCGUGAUGACUCUUAUACUGUUACUGGAGCUCCUGCUCCCAGACCCGCCAGCCUUGAUAGUGGCAGAACAUCAUGUAGUAAUAGUAACAAUAAUGCUUCAGUCCAUGAAGUUACAGGUGCCUCAAUCAACCAGAGUAGGUCUCAAAGCCACAACAGCGGUGACUUCAAUCUGCAUCAUGAUCAUGAAGUGUGGUCCAGUAGCAGCAGUCCGGUCCAGUACUAUGGAAACCGCUUGAAAAAGUGUGCCGUGUCUAGCCCCAUGCUCCGACUUAAGUCAUGUGAUGCUCCAGAAAGCCCCGGCCAGUCCAAACACAGGCUGGGAUCCCCGGGGAGUGAGAUGGUCUCCCUCAAGCAGUUUUUAGAGGAAAGCAAUAAACUCACCUUAAGCCAGAUCCGGUCUGGGAGCCAGGACAAUCUUCUAGAUGAAGUUAUGAGAAGUCUGUCUGGCUCUGCCGAAUCGGCAGGAUUCCAGUCGCCCACACAGCUGUCUCCUAGCUUCCCACAAGGUGAAAGAAAGACUGCCAAACCAGAGCAAUGUGUACGGCCCAGCCUUCGCAAAACAGAGGACACUCGCUUCACGUUUCCGACUCCGCGAAAUAGACAGUCCUCAGACGGAAGUCCAGCACUAGGCCAAGGGGCUGUGUCAGCACAAAGGCAAGCGAAAGAUACAAAUCCAUAUGCAACCCUACCUCGUGCCAGCAGUGUUAUCUCUACUGCAGAAGGGACAACUCGGAGGACAAGCGUUCAUGAUUUUUUAUCCAAAGACAGUAGGUCACCUGUAUCAGUUGAUCCAUCGCCUACUACAGAGGAUGCCCCAUCCUUAUCGAAUAUGGAGGCAACACAAGAAAUCAGGCACUCAAAAGACAGGUCUAGCGAGCAGCAAACCCCUUAACUUAGUCACCCAGUUCACGUGAAUAUACCAGUUGAGAGAAAAGUGUCCUUCAAUUUGUCAUUGAGAAGUUGUGUGUUUCUGAAGUAGCGACACCUCUCGCCCGCCCGGUGAACGCUCACCAGAGAACUUAAUUGCUAACUUCCACAGUAGAUCUGGACACGAGUGACCCCUUCCUUCCUUGAAUCAAGGAGUUCUGCCGGAGUGAAAUGCAAACAAAUCAAACCAUAGAGACAUCUUAGAGUCCCCUGCACUUUUCCCUGUUGGGGGGGGGAACGUUCCGCUGUCGUGUUUGUGUAAAGGAUCUGCAAGCAUUCCCAGGAACAAACAUUUGUCAACUAAACCCAGUUUUUUCCGGCUUCUGAUUAUUUCAUUUAAAAACAUUUUCUCCAAUUUUUAUUUUAUUCGCCGAAAACAUUUCUUUGGGGGGUUUUUUAUUCCCAAAAACCGAAGCUUCCUGGUUUAAUCACGGCCUGAUGUGAUUGGACGCACACUGCAUGAUGCCUCUUCAAACCGUUUGUGGCUGCGCUUAUGGACUUUAAGUCACAAGUUAGUAUUUUCAUGUCCGCCCCCCCAACACAUGACCACCUUCUGAGAUUUGGCACCUUUCCUUGCUUUUUUUCCGUACCCGCUAUAUUUGGGUACUAGUAUUAAGGAUUUUCUUCACUCCCUUUGGAGACUGCCAUGCAACAUGUGCCAUAAAUAACGUGGCGCUUAAUGCCUCCUGUAGCAUUAUUAUAAGGUUCUUCAUAUAUGCGGUAUAACAAGAUCUUAUUCUCUUUAUUCUUGUAGAACUUUUAAUUCCUGAAUAUUUUACAGAACUUGACAAUGACUGACAAUGAUGUUUCUGCACUGAAAAUGUUAGUGAAUGGGGAAAGAAUUAGCGUCCGUGACGAGCCCAUUUUCAGAUAUCGAGUUGUUUUGAUGGAUCGGUGUGUUUUUUUAACCUAAUGGGAAUUCCAUGUUUUAAUCUGGUUAACCUUUUUGCUGCCCGAUUGGUCUGCAUAUCAGAACCAUCUGGCUUGCAAGAGGUUAAAGGUGAGCGUGAGUUAUUAAUCUGAGCGUGUGUUGAAUUUUACUGUACAAUAUUGUUUCAAUGGCAAAAAAGAAUCCUAAUUUAAACUAUAAUGUCUUAUUAUGUUCACUUGUGUUUGAAUGCGUAAUGCUGUAUGCGGGACAAUGUAUGGAACUGCAUUGAAAAUACAUCAGAUGAUUCACUAUUAUGUUACUGUCAUUAAACUAUUUCUUGUUUUUUCUUA
Spea bombifrons (plains spadefoot toad) is the source of this 7453-nucleotide messenger RNA. It is a transcript of the gene CCDC88A, whose product is annotated as coiled-coil domain containing 88A. The transcript has 33 exons. Lineage: Eukaryota; Metazoa; Chordata; Amphibia; Anura; Pelobatidae. Gene Ontology annotation, cellular component: cytoplasm; centrosome. The record is from RefSeq and is a predicted model, not a curated record. The coding region runs from base 591 to 6197 and encodes 1868 amino acids. Gene Ontology annotation, molecular function: dynein light intermediate chain binding; microtubule binding. Gene Ontology annotation, biological process: cytoskeleton-dependent intracellular transport; cytoplasmic microtubule organization.